AUUUGCAGCGAAAGUGUUCCAUUUCACUGUCUCUUUUCUUCAUAGAGCCUGUGCUCAUAUUUCACUCUUGAAUUAUCCUUUUUCUAGACAAGCCAAUCUCUCUCUCACUCUCUCUUUCUCUCUCUCUCUCAAGUCUCAACCUUGUCAACCUUUAUCAAGAAGAUUAAUGGCAGAGAAGGAGCAGCAACCAGGGCAUAACUCGGCCGCACCAUAUAAUUAUGGCCGAGCAGACGAAGAGGCACAAACCAAAGAACUUAAACGCCAGAAACGCAAGAAACUUAUUCUUUAUAUUGCUGCGUUCGCUGUAUUCCAAACCAUUGUUAUAGUGAUCUUUUCACUCACUGUCAUGAAGGUCAAAACUCCCAAGUUCCGCGUUCGUACUGCCUCAUUUGAGACAUUUAGUGUCACAGCAUCAUCAUUUGACAUGAGAAUGAAUGCUCGACUUGGUGUCAAGAACACCAACUUCGGUCCCUACAAAUUCGACAAUAGUACCAUUACCUUCUACUACAGGGGUGCAGAAAUAGGGAAUGCUCUUGUUCCUAAGUCAACGGCUAAAUUUCAAUCCACCAAGAGCUUCAAUGUUACAAUAAAUCUAUCAUCAACUAAUUUACCAACCAGUUCAGAAUUAGGAAGUGAUUUCAAUUCUGGGAUUUUGCCACUGAGCAGCACAUCAAGAUUGACCGGAAAGGUGGAGCUAAUGCUGGUGAUGAAGAAGAAGAAAGCUAUCAAUAUGAAUUGCACCAUGGAAGUUAAUAUCGCGAGCAAGCAAAUCCAGAAUUUGAAAUGCGAAUGAUACAUAUUUGUGUUAAUCUGCUUAGUGUUUAAUUCCUGAAAAUUCUUUUGAUUCUUUUUGUUUAUUUUUUUAUUUUUUUAUUUUUUUAUUUUUUCAAUGUAUUUGAGUGUGCACUUAAUAUAUAUUUUUGUGUGUCAUCCUUUUCUACC
This is a messenger RNA of Cornus florida, 942 nucleotides long. Its product is annotated as late embryogenesis abundant protein At1g64065-like. The transcript has a single exon. Lineage: Eukaryota; Viridiplantae; Streptophyta; Magnoliopsida; Cornales; Cornaceae. The record is from RefSeq and is a predicted model, not a curated record. The coding region runs from base 167 to 793 and encodes 208 amino acids.